Messenger RNA from Microplitis mediator, 2445 nucleotides. It is a transcript of the gene nau, whose product is annotated as transcription factor SUM-1. The record is from RefSeq and is a predicted model, not a curated record. The transcript is spliced from 5 exons. Lineage: Eukaryota; Metazoa; Arthropoda; Insecta; Hymenoptera; Braconidae. Gene Ontology annotation, molecular function: RNA polymerase II cis-regulatory region sequence-specific DNA binding; protein dimerization activity; DNA-binding transcription factor activity, RNA polymerase II-specific. Bases 342 to 1235 code for a protein of 297 amino acids. Gene Ontology annotation, biological process: regulation of transcription by RNA polymerase II; positive regulation of myoblast differentiation; muscle organ development.
UCUGAGAUCAGAGAUGAGAGCAACACUUAAGACUAAGAAGAAACUCUCAAAGUAAGACCAUGUGCCACAGACGGGGACAUUACUCGAACUCGUGUCGGAUGCUAUAAGCUUUAACUUUUCACUCUCAUUUCAGACUUUGAGCUUUUCGGACGGUGUAAAACACACGAUAUUAAGUUUCCCAAGUGUCGAAAAAUUUUUUUAUCGAUUGUUGUAUUCAUUAUUUUUUUUUAUGUGAACUGUGUCGUUAUGAAUUAAUCAGUGCAGUGUCCGUGGAUUAUUAUUAUUAUUUUUUUAGUGUAAAAAAAAAAUUUUUAAGUUUCCAUCGAAUUUAUACCCGUGAAAUGAUGACCCUGAUGACAGACGUAGGAGGUUACUCGUAUGAAAGUCGAGCCUCUUAUGACGGCUAUCACUCACAUCAUCGUCAUCGGCAUUUUUAUAACAACCCAGACAAUGAAUAUAUACAAAGUUAUGUUGCCGUAAGGGAUGAUGACCGUAAUAAUCAUCAUACAAGAACAAGAAGUGCUGAUAGUUCAACUUCCCCAGAAAGUAUUACUGGCCACUAUCGUCACGAUAAUUUAAUCAGAUCCCAAUUUCGUUACAUACCAGACUCAGACGAUGCUUCGUCAGUGGUGUCAGCCGACGCGUCAGCAGAUCCAGAAUCAGCUUCGGCAGAUGGCGAUGAAACUAAUGAAAGUGAGCAGGGAAUUGAACAUGUCCCACAUCCCCAUGUAUUAGACGCGACUUCACCUCACGGGGCACGAAGAUGUCUUCUGUGGGCGUGUAAGGCUUGUAAAAAAAAAACUGUAACCGUUGACAGGAGGAAAGCUGCUACAUUACGUGAAAGAAGGCGCUUGAGAAAGGUAAAUGAAGCCUUUGAAGUGCUAAAGAGACGUACAAGUAAUAAUCCAAAUCAACGAUUACCCAAAGUUGAGAUAUUAAGAAAUGCGAUCGAGUAUAUCGAAAGCCUCGAAGCACUUUUACAAGGAAACCGGGGAUCGGGAAACUCAGCAGACCAUGUCGCUGCGGAUAAUACGAACGCCGAUUCAAUGCAGUAUGUAACAGACCGCCUUCGACAAUUCUCAGACCCAUUAGCGAGGUUUCAACCCAUCAACGGUUUCGAACAAUCCGACACAACCGCUAAUUCAAACACUGGAAGCAGUUUGGAUUGCCUUAAUAUGAUCGUACAAAGCAUAAGUGGAGAGUCCAAUGAAAAUAAUUAUUCAACAAAUAAUUAGUGUAAUUAGUGUGUACAGUAUUAAUUGUAUAAAUUUAUUUAUACCAUAUACAUUUAUAAUUUUAAAUAUUUUUGAGCCAAAAAAAAUUUUUAAUCAAAUUAAUAAUUUUGUAUAGUUUGUAUGACCAAAUUUUAAUUUUCUCUAUUAUAUAUUAUAAUUUAAUGUAUAAGAUUAUAAUUAUAUUUUUUUUUCCUUUUUAGUUUAUACCAAUGAUAGAAAUAAUUUUAGAUAAUUUAUAAUUAAAUAAACGCACAAAUAAUAUUCAUAAUUUUUCGUUUUUUUUUUCUAUACAUAGAAAAAUUUGUACUAAAAUUACUAUGCAGAAAACAUAAGGGUAGUAUGGAAUUACGAUGAAAAUUGGCGGUAAUGUAGAAAUUUCUUCUUAUAUUCAAUUCAAUUUAUAAUGUGCAUAGUAAUUUUAACCAAGAAAUAUUUUUAAAUUUUGUUUAGAAAAUUUUAUUUAUUGCAUAGUAAAAUUGAUUAUGAUAAAUCAUAAUAUUUAGAAAAAUAUUCGUUAAAAGAUAGUAUACAAAAAUGCUUAUGCAUGAAUACGUCACUUGAUUGCUUAAUUAUAACCUAUAAGUACAAGAAUCAACGAAAAGAGCCGAAGACUUACGAAGAAAGAGAUUUUGAAUCAAAUUAUCAUACUGUGCAGUAGGGGGAAAUGAGACACCAUUUUUUUGGUAAUUGUCUGGGGUAAAAUGAGACACCACUUAGUAACUAAAGAAAAAAAAAUUCUGUUCAAAAAUACUUUGUUACGGUUCGUAAAAAAGGGGUAAGUUGAUCACUCCAAAUUAAGAACCAAAAAAAACUGAUUCUGAAGUAAAACAAGUCACUGAUAAAAAUGAAAAUUUAUUUUUUCAUAAACUAUAAAUUUUUGCAAGUAAUAAAAAGGAUUACAGGUAAAAAAUAAAUAUUUAUCGUGACUUAUUUGACCUUAGUCGAUUUUUCAGUUCUCGAUAGCGAAAUUCACAAUAACAAAUUUUUUUUCUUAAAAAUGUCUCAUUUUUCCCACGUUACCCUACAAUGUUACAAGAAAAUUUAAAUUUUUAAGGUUAAGUUGAUAAAUUUCCUCUCUUGUGUGGAAAAAUAUAUAUGUGAAAAUAAUAUAUAACAUAUACAUGCAAAAAACAAAUAUUUUCGAUAAAUUUUGCGUAUAUAUUUACAAAUGAAUCCGACAUAUAUGCGGUGACAUCUAUGUCAACAUAAA